Molecule: messenger RNA, 1509 nt
Organism: Botrytis byssoidea
Lineage: Eukaryota; Fungi; Ascomycota; Leotiomycetes; Helotiales; Sclerotiniaceae
Exons: 3
Coding region: 1-1509 (502 amino acids)
Molecular function (GO): phosphatase activity
Source: RefSeq, a predicted model, not a curated record
AUGGGAAAACCUCGUAUGAUCAUCCUGAUUAGACAUGCUCAAUCAGAGGGAAACAAGAACCGUGAUAUUCAUCAGACUAUACCCGAUCACCGAGUAAAGCUCACCCCCGAAGGUUGGACACAAGCUCAUGAAGCUGGUUUGCAACUGCGAAACCUCUUACGUCCAGAUGAUACCCUCCACUUCUUCACUUCUCCCUAUCGAAGGACCCGCGAAACUACAGAGGGCAUUUUGUCUACCCUUACCUCCGACUCACCGAGCCCUUCUCCGUUUCCAAGGCACUCUAUAAAAGUAUAUGAAGAGCCCCGCCUUCGUGAGCAGGACUUUGGUAAUUUUCAGCCAUGCAGUGCGGAAAUGGAGAGGAUGUGGCAAGAAAGAGCAGAUUAUGGGCACUUCUUCUAUAGGAUUCCUAAUGGAGAGAGUGCGGCGGAUGCAUAUGACAGGGUGAGUGGAUUUAAUGAGAGUCUAUGGAGACAAUUUGGGGAUGAUGAUUUCGCAAGCGUUUGCGUUCUAGUGACUCACGGACUUAUGUCUCGCGUUUUCCUGAUGAAAUGGUAUCAUUUCUCCGUUGAGUACUUUGAAGACCUUCGAAACGUCAAUCACUGCGAGUUCCUUAUUAUGCGGAAAUCGAAUGAUUCCGGGAAGUAUAUAUUAGAAAAUCAACUACGCACAUGGUCUCAAUUAAGGCAAGAGCGUCUAGCGAUUACCGCUGCAACCAAAACACCUUCCUCAACGCCCGAAAGCGGGCAAACCUCUGGAAAGGACAAAGAAAAGGAGAGUAGGCUAUUAGGGGCCGGUCGCUCUCCUGCAGGUUCUUCUAGCCCAAUACCAACACAUAAGAGAUGGGGUGGCUGCCCAAAUGGCUGCGAUCACGGGAAGCAUUACUUCAAGAAGGAAAAUUCCAUGCAUGCCAUGCAACUGAACGGUCGCCCAAUAGCCUCGGCAUCCGCUUCAUCCACGCAUGUAGACACAAUCGCAGCCCGUCGACCCGCAGCCCGUCGCUGGCAAUCUUCCUCCGACGAAGACGAGGACGAUCCAAGGGGCAAAUCUGGGCCACCUGAAUUAGAUGUCCAAAAGAGUCUCGAAGAGACCGUUAGUAGUCCCGACGGAACACCCAGCUUUAUUAGCAUAGAAGACCGACUAGGUAGUCGCAUUCGAAGUCCCAAUGAUCUACUUGGCAUACGCCAUGCUGGAAGAGAUGGAGGCGGAAGCGCUAGUGGUGCUAAUAGUGAUGCUGAAUUUAGCGCAGAAGAAGAUGUUAGGAAAAGGUUAGCGAAGGGGCGAAACGGGAACAACGGGCUGGGAAUUUCAGUAUUAUCGCGAAAAUUAACGAGAGAAGAAUCGGAUGGAAUGGGAAAGGGAGUCAAGGCUGAUGCUUUAGGAGAUCAAAGUGAUGAUGGGGAUGACGAUGCUGGAGGACAGAGUGAUGAGGGUGGUGAGCCGAGUCCCAAAUUACUUGAGAUUCAACAAGCUGAAAUAUUGGACAAAAGUAUCAGGGGGAGCGUCUAUUAA